Beta vulgaris subsp. vulgaris (sugar beet) is the source of this 856-nucleotide messenger RNA. RefSeq names its product gamma-interferon-responsive lysosomal thiol protein. NCBI's taxonomy places the organism in Eukaryota, Viridiplantae, Streptophyta, Magnoliopsida, Caryophyllales, Amaranthaceae. The record is from RefSeq and is a predicted model, not a curated record. The coding region runs from base 66 to 761 and encodes 231 amino acids. The transcript is spliced from 5 exons. Gene Ontology annotation, molecular function: oxidoreductase activity, acting on a sulfur group of donors, disulfide as acceptor.
AGUACUCCUACUGUCCUACAUCUCUAUCCUCUGUACAAUCCUCUCUUCUCCUUUCUUUGUUAACAAUGGCGUCGAUUCGGCGACGGUGUUUCUCUCUCCUCGCAAUCCUAACACUGAUUCAAGUCAGCUUAGGAACUUCAAAUCUUGCGGAAAAAGUGACACUAGAUUUAUACUAUGAGAGCUUGUGUCCUUUUAGUGCUAAUUUCAUCUCUAAUGAACUUCCUAACCUUUUCUUGAAUGGAUUAAUUGACAUUGUUGAUCUUCGUCUUUUUCCAUGGGGUAACGCCAGGCUUAAUUCCGGCAAUUUUGAUUGCCAGCAUGGUCCUGAUGAAUGCUUGCUUAAUACCGUUGAAGCUUGUGCCAUUGAUACUUGGCCUAAUCUGGAUGACCACUUCCCAUAUAUUAGUUGUGUUGAAACUCUGGUGUAUGAGGGCAACUACACCAAAUGGCCCAUUUGUUUCAAGGAGUUUGAUUUGGAUCCAAAUACUCUUACUGGUUGUUACAAGGGAGCACAUGGCAAAAAGCUUGAGCUAAAGUAUGCAAAUCUAACUGCCCAACUCAAUCCUCCUCAUACAUAUGUGCCCUGGGUACUUGUAGCUGGCAAACCCAUUUACCUGAAUUAUCCAAACUUUAUGAGUUACAUUUGCAAAGCUUACAAAGGACCAACACCUAGUGCUUGCAAGAAGGAAUCUCUUGCAAGUAUUCGGAGGAAGAAGACUAAUGCUCACUUUGUCAGCUAUACAGAACACACUGCAAAUUAAAGCUUUGAUUCUUACAGAAUAUUUGGUCCUUAAUAACAUCAAUGAAAGAUUAGAUGAUAUAUAUAAUAUAUGAUGGUAGUUGUAUGUAAAAGAUG